AUGGAUAAUCAGCCUCUCGUCAAUGCUGUAACGGCACUAUCGAAACUUACUGGCAAAGCGCCUGUUUCCGUCAAGACGAAGACCCUUAUCGACCCAGCUUUGCCUCGUGGAGUGAGAGGUUGGUUCAAUGGAGAUGACCCAGAGAAUUAUAGCCGAAACGGCAAGUAA
This is a messenger RNA of Fusarium odoratissimum NRRL 54006, 168 nucleotides long. RefSeq lists its product as uncharacterized. The record is from RefSeq and is a predicted model, not a curated record. The coding region runs from base 1 to 168 and encodes 55 amino acids. NCBI's taxonomy places the organism in Eukaryota, Fungi, Ascomycota, Sordariomycetes, Hypocreales, Nectriaceae. The transcript is spliced from 3 exons.